AGGGCGGGGCCCGCGCCGGCGGCGUGGAGCCUGGCGUGCGGGCUCGUGCUGCGUGCGCGCUGCCCCUGGCGCGCCCGCGGGCGCGAGGCCGAGGGCGGAGGGGGGCUCCGCCGUAGUGCUGGUCGAGGGCGGCGCGAAGCCUGGACGACAGGGAGCCUGGCAGCACCGCAGCGCCGCCUGGCAGCGCGCGGCGGUAACGCCCAACCUCACCGUCAGCGCCGCCGACAACAACACCACGAGCACCAGCACCACCACGGUCACGACCGUGGGCAGCACCGGCGCCUCCAACGGCACCACCACCGGCAGCGCCACCAGCAGCACCAUGAGCGCCGCCAACGGCAGCUCCGCCAGCGCCUCGACCAGCACGAGCACCAGGACGGCCUCGGCGAGCAGCACGCCCAGCACGACCAGCACGACCUCGUCCCCACAGGCGAGUGCGUCCUACGUGCCGGCCGUGCACCAGGCGCCCGUUGCCAACACCACCACCGACGAGCCUUCCCACGAGGCGCCACCCGUCACAACUGACGAGCCCGAGCCCUCCUAUCAGCUGGAUUUCGACGGCGUGUGGAACAUCAGCAGUCUGAUUAAUUGCGAGGAGGGUUUUGCCAACUGGGCACAGGACUGGUCGGACCUGAAGAAGGAGAGUGGUGCUGCGUGCACCGGCACACGCCCACGUGCUUGGACAUCCCGGGCCCCUCCGAGGGCUCCUUCGGGCUCCCCUUCGCGGGGGUCAAUACCCCCGCGAUCGUGCCCUCGAAGGACGAGGUGCGAGCCGACGACAUCUGCCAGUGCAAGGCCAGUUGGUCUUACGACAGCCAUGUCUACAACGGCUGCACCUUCACGCCCGGCAGCCAGGGGCACCUGUGGUGCUACGUGCAGGGCGGCAGGAAGUGCCUGAGGGCCACGCAGUCGCAGCAGUCGGACGAGUACUGGGUCCUCUGCAGCGCGGCCGGCAAGGAGUGCCGCGCCGGCGACGCCGAGCCCGACCGCGGCGCCGACGCCGAGCCCGACGGGCGCGCCGACGCCGAGCCCGACGGGGGCGCCGACGCCGAGCCCG
Molecule: messenger RNA, 1057 nt
Organism: Prorocentrum cordatum
Lineage: Eukaryota; Dinophyceae; Prorocentrales; Prorocentraceae
Source: the annotation of a GenBank genome assembly